Molecule: messenger RNA, 2335 nt
Organism: Petromyzon marinus (sea lamprey)
Lineage: Eukaryota; Metazoa; Chordata; Hyperoartia; Petromyzontiformes; Petromyzontidae
Source: RefSeq, a predicted model, not a curated record
CCGUAUGGAACACGGCUGUUAUAUUUCAUAGAGCUUACUAACAUAGGGCACGAAGGUUCGAUUGCAUUUCAUAGAACGGGCACGCAUGCUCACAAAAGGCGCGGAGGGGGGGGGACCGAAAGUGAAACCUAUCGAGUAAGCAGCAGCAGCAUCAUCAUCAUCAGCAGCAUCAUCAUCAUCAGCAGCAUCAUCAGCAGAUCCUUCUGAACGGCAAGGAAGAGGAAGUGUGGUGGUGUUGAUGAUGUGAGCGCACGUCCACCGUCUCGCUCCCGUGUUAAGACUUGCGUGUUCUAACGCGGACGCGGUAAAACAAAAAAAAGUUUAUACAAUUGCGACAAUUGUGUUCUCGCGUUCAUGUAAUGGUGCGGUCUUUCGGUCAUUCUUUGCUUCGCCGGUGCCUCCUCUGUCGGGGUUGUUUUUUUGCGAGGGAAAAAGCCGCGCCUCACAAGCCUCUAGGCUCGAGAAUACACUUGGAGCAAGUGCUGCUGUUAGCGAGUGCCUAUUAAAGCCGGAAAAGAAAACCACGGGACGGACAGCAAAUCCAGCACGCCCGGCCACCUUUGUCUCCCUCCCGCUGCUCUCGCCCGCACUCUACUCAAGCCGCUACGCAAAACACCAGACUCGUGACCGACAUGGACGAGCGUCAUCAAGGAAGAGGAAGAAGCGGUGAAGGCAUCGUGAGGAGUUGUUUAUCUCAGGACCUGUCGGACCCAUACCACGCCACCUACCUGUCCUUCUACCUCCUGGGACUGGGCUCCCUGCUACCUUGGUACUUCUUCAGUACCGCCAAGGGCUACUGGGAUUACAAGUUCAGUGGUGGCAACAGCUCCUCGGAACAAUCGUCCAAUUCAGAUCUGCUCGUGUAUUUUGAGAGCUACCUGUCCAUAGCAUCCACAGUUCCAAACGUCUUUGUCUCAGUGCUCAAUGUUCUUCUUAUUCACAAGCUGUCAGCAAAUGUCCGUGUGCUGUCUUCCCUGGCAACCAUGCUGCUCAUAUUUGCCGUAACGGCCGCCUUGGUCAAGGUGGACACUUCAACAUGGCUCUCUGGGUUCUUUGGAGUGACCAUGACGUGUGUGGUGGUGGUGAACUCUGCAACGGCCGUGUUUCUGGGCAGCCUAUAUGGCCUGGCUGCCCUCUUCCCAGCAAAAUACCCGCAGGCGUUCAUCACAGGACAGGCAAUGGGAGGCACACUAAGCGUCCUGGCUUCCAUAGUAGACAUCGCGGCCGCGGGAGACGUGACAGACAGCGCCUUGGCCUACUUUCUCACGGCGGACAUUUACGUGCUGGUGUGCAUCGUCAUCUACCUGCGGCUGUGCAAGUUGCCGUUUGCCAGGUACCACAUCAGUUACGAAGCCCCUCCGUCAAUUAAUUACGACGCGCGGGACGCGGCAAGCGUGCAGUCCGACUCGGACGAGCCCUACCCGGCAGACACGGAUGUCCUGAUGGCACCCGCCUACACACACGCCCCAAGACAGCAAGAGCAGCACCAGCAGCAGCGAUCCUUCCCGCCGGUGCGGGCGAUUCUGCGCGAGACGCGCUGGCUGUGCCUCUGCGUGUUCUUCUGCUUCUACGUCUCCAUGAUCCUUUUCCCGCCCGUGCUGGCCAAUAUCGUGCCGACGUCCGUCUCGCCCGAGAGCGUGUGGGCCAAGAAAUAUUUCGUGCCCGUCGCCAUCUUCCUGGUGUACAACUUGGGGGACCUGGUGGGCAGGGUGACGGCCGGGUGGCUGCGAUGGCCGGCGCCCGAAAGCUGGCUCAUGCCGGCGCUCGUCUUCCUCCGCACGGCGUUUCUGCCGCUCUUUGCCUUCUGCAACUACCAGCCCCGCCGCCACACGUCCACCCUGCUGCUUGCCAACGACGCCGUCCCAGUGGUGCUCACCGCUCUGCUGGGGGUUACCAACGGGCACCUGGGCAGCACGGCGCUCACCUUCGCGCCAAGGGUGGUGCCGGCGGAAAUGGCAGAGGCCACGGGGGCUGUCAUGACGUUCUUCCUGUCCCUGGGCCUCGCCGCCGGGGCUCUGAGCUCCAACAUUUUCAUGAGGUUCAUCUGAAGUGUAAGGCACGGACAGGUUCGGGGAGAGAUGUCAGAGAUGGGAACGGAUGUCAGGGAUGGGAGGGACGGGAGGGAGGGAUGUGAGCUGCUUAUGCGGCAAUGGUGUAGUGUGUUUUUGUGCGUGGGUGGUUUUAUGAUGUUUUUAGAUAUGAACCUGAGUGCACUAGGUACGUUGAUAAAGGCCUUUUCUUGUUUACUUCAUCUAAUAUUUGAACCUGAUUUUCCUUUUUCUUAAAUUACAAAAAUGCCUUAACUGAACGCUAAAAUUCAAUUUUGAAUUCGUAA